UGGGGUUCCAGACAGGCGGCAGCUGCAGGCUGACUGGCCGCCUCGCUUAGGGGGAUGGACUGGCCACACAACCUGCUGUUUAUUCUUAUCAUCUCCAUCUUCCUGGGGCUGGGCCAGCUCCGAAACCCCAAAGGCAAGAGGAAGGGGCAAGGGCGACCAGGGACCCUGGCCACUGGACCUCACCAGGCACCACUGGACCUGGUGUCAUGGACAAAACCGUACAUCCGCAUGGAGGAGUAUGAGAGGAACCUCGGGGAGAUGGUGGUGCAGCUGAGAAACAGCUCCGAGUCAACCAGGAAGAAGUGUGAGGUCAACCUGCAGCUGUGGUUGUCCAACAAGAGGAGCCUGUCACCCUGGGGCUACAGUAUCAAUCACGACCCCAGCCGCAUCCCUGUGGACCUGCCGGAGGCACGAUGCCUAUGCCUGGGCUGCGUGAACCCUUUCACAAUGCAGGAAGACCGCAGCAUGGUGAGCGUGCCCGUGUUCAGCCAAGUGCCGGUCCGCCGCCGCCUCUGCCCGCCACCACCGCGCACCGGGCCCUGCCGCCAGCGCGCUGUCAUGGAGACGAUCGCAGUGGGCUGCACUUGCAUCUUCUGAACCCGGCCAAGCGGCCCGGUCCACCCGCAGGCCCAGA
Molecule: messenger RNA, 634 nt
Organism: Chrysochloris asiatica (Cape golden mole)
Lineage: Eukaryota; Metazoa; Chordata; Mammalia; Afrosoricida; Chrysochloridae
Gene: IL17B
Product: interleukin 17B
Exons: 3
Coding region: 55-597 (180 amino acids)
Biological process (GO): inflammatory response
Cellular component (GO): extracellular region
Molecular function (GO): cytokine activity
Source: RefSeq, a predicted model, not a curated record